AUGCUUGUGAACCCCCGAAUGCUCCUUACCUCUCGGGCAAAGAGCUGUUUCAAGGCCUUCUACUCACAACCCCAUGGCUCGCUGCAUCCGCAGCCGUCUGUGCAACGGCGGCGCACUGGAGCUGAAGGCUGCCCCUCAAUCUGCUGCGCUGCUUCAGUGACAGCGCAAGCCUCGGCGGCAUCAGCGUGGCUGGAUGCCAACAGCCAUAGACGGCAGCACUACAUCACUGAGCACAGCAGCAGCAGCAGCCGUAACAGCAGUAACAGCAGUAACAGCAGCCGCAGCAGCAUCAGCAGCACCAGCAGAAGCCACAGCAGCAUGCCGACCACUGUGCACGAUCUCCGUAUUUUGGAGAGAGUUUUGAGCCACAGCGGCACUCCGUCUGCUCCUGUGCUUGCAAAGGUUGCAGCAGCAACAGCAGCAACUGCAGGGGAUGCCUCUAGAGCUGCUGCAGGAAGCGGACGAGUUGUGCUGCUGCUGCUCAAUAGACCGUUCCCUUCUUACAUCAGCUGUUUACUCAAAAACGCAUCGUUAGUAAUUGCAGCAGAUGGCGCUACCAACCACAUGCUGCCCAUCUACCAUGCUGCUGAGGCCCAGCAGCAGCAGCAACAACAACAGCAGCAACAACAACCGGAAGGUAUACCGGAGGAAAGAAAAAGAAGCUCCCAAAACCCUUCCGUCGGGGCAGCUGCUCUCUUGCCUUCCAGUGUAUGUACACUGCAGUUACCCACCUGCAUAUGCGGCGAUUUAGAUUCUUCAAGCCCGGAGGCUCUUUCUUUCUUUGAAAGUCGAGGAGUGCCGGUGGUGCGUCUCCCUGACCAGAGCCAGACAGACCUAGAGAAGACAUUCGCCUUCUCAUUGAACAAAUAUUGCUUAUCUCCAAACGACACCGUCAUUAUCACGGGGGCUAUUGGUGGGCGCUUUGAUCACUCAAUAGCCGCAGUCAGUUUCCUGUACAAAGUUCAUAAUGACGCUGUAACUGAGUCGCAGCAGCCUCCCAAGGUGGUUUUGCUAGGAGGGUAUAACGCAUGUUUUUUGUUACCUGCGGGGGAUAACGAGGUGUUGCUUCCGAAUAAAGUCUUUACACAAGUUUGCGGGUUGCUGCCGAUGGCUGGGAAAGUGCGCAGCGUGACAACUGAAGGCUUGCAAUGGAAUGUGAGGGGCGAACCGUUGUUUGUGGGGGGCCUAAUAAGUUCUUCUAACGUGAGAGUCAACGACCAUAUCAAAGUAACCACGUCUGACCCUCUCGUCUUCUUUGGCGAGCUUAAAAAGGAUUUGUUGGCUCCCUAG
Molecule: messenger RNA, 1290 nt
Organism: Eimeria acervulina
Lineage: Eukaryota; Apicomplexa; Conoidasida; Eucoccidiorida; Eimeriidae
Product: thiamin pyrophosphokinase, putative
Exons: 6
Coding region: 1-1290 (429 amino acids)
Biological process (GO): thiamine metabolic process; thiamine diphosphate biosynthetic process
Molecular function (GO): thiamine diphosphokinase activity; ATP binding; thiamine binding
Source: RefSeq, a predicted model, not a curated record